AUGAAGUCUGCACUGCUUCUCCAACUCCUAUUGAUUCACUUAACACCACAGCAGGUGCCUGGGAGCCCCAAGCAACAUUUUAUGAAGUAUAUCUUGGAACCCCCACCCUGCAGAUCAGAUCCUGGAAACUGCACUCAAUUCUGUACAAUACAGGAAGAUUGCAAAAACGGACUUCAGUGCUGUUCUGCCUUCUGUGGGAUAGUCUGUUCAUUAAACAAGAAUAUAAAUUAUGACAGUUUCCUGGGCUCUGGAGAUACUUCAGCCUGA
Molecule: messenger RNA, 267 nt
Organism: Nyctereutes procyonoides (raccoon dog)
Lineage: Eukaryota; Metazoa; Chordata; Mammalia; Carnivora; Canidae
Gene: WFDC13
Product: WAP four-disulfide core domain 13
Exons: 3
Coding region: 1-267 (88 amino acids)
Source: RefSeq, a predicted model, not a curated record